AUGGUCGUGAAAGUACAUGAUAUGGUUUUAACAGAUCGACGAUUGAAGUCAUCCGAUACAGCUGAUACUACAGGUAUCUCAAAAGACCAGAAGGGAGAACAACAAAUAAAAAAUAAUCGUGACGACGAAGUCGACGAAGUUCGAGAAGGUGAUAGAGGAAGAAAUGGAGUUAAUGGAGUUCGAGACGGUAAUUUUAGAGGAAAUAAUAGUAAUGGAGGUAAUGAAGUUCGAGAAGGUGAAAUAGGAAGAAAUGGAGAGUUAAUGGAGUUCGAGAAGGUGAUUUUAGAGGAAAUAGUAGUAAUGGAGGUAAUGAAGUUCGAGAAGGUUAGAGUCGAGAAGGAGUUAAAGGUUAGAGUCGAGAAGGAGUUAAAGGUUAGAGUCGAGAAGGGGUUAAAGGUUAGAGUCGAGAAGGAGUUAAAGGUUAGAGUCGAGAAGGAGUUAAAGGUUAGAGUCGAGAAGGAGUUAAAGGUUAUAGAGGUCGAGAAGGAGUUAAAGGUUAUAGAGGUCGAGAAGGAGUUAAAGGUUAUAGAGGUCGAGAAGGAGUUAAAGGUUAUAGAGGUCGAGAAGGAGUUAAAGAUUAUAGAGGUCGAGAAGGAGUUUAAGGUUAUAGAGGUCGAGAAGGAGUUUAAGGUUAUUAAAGAGGUUGAGAAGGAGUUUAAAGUUAUUAAAGAGGUUUGGAAGGAGUUUAAGGUUAUUAAGGAGGUUGAGAAGGCGUUUAAGCUAAUUUUAAAUUUAUUGCCGGAAAAAUUUAAUACUUUCAAAUCAAUUUGGAACAAUAUAGACGUAGAAAAGAAAAAUUUAGACGAAUUAACCCGAAGAAUUAAAAAUGAAUUGGAAUUCAUCAAAGAAGACUCUAUCAUAGAAUCUCGAGAAAUUUUAAAAGGAAACGAAAAGAGAUGUUUCAUCUGCAACAAACCAGGGCACAUAGCAAGAUUCUGUAAAAAUAAAAAAUGCGACCUCUGCGGCAAGUCGGGACAUAGUACGGAUGAGUGCUAUAGAAACAAAAUAUGUACCAGGAGUAGUAAGAAAGGGCAUAUAAAGCAAUUUUGUAGAACAUAUAAUUCGGUAAGUGGUAAUUCAAAAUUUAUUAAAAUAAAUGCUAUAUUUGAUUCUGGAGCAUCGUCACAUAUGUUUUCAAGUAAAGAAUUCAUAAAUUUUACAGAAGACAUAGAAGUAGAAAUUAAAUGCGCAAAUAAAGAAAAUUUAGUUGCAACAGCGGUCGGAUAUAUUAAUACAGAUUUCGGGAAAUUCGAGAAUGUUCUUUAUGUACCAGGAAUAUCUAGAAACCUAAUUUCAGUGAGCUGUUUAACAGACAAUGGAGCCACCGCAAUUUUCGAAAAUGAUUGA
This is a messenger RNA of Bombyx mandarina (wild silkworm), 1347 nucleotides long. RefSeq lists its product as uncharacterized. The record is from RefSeq and is a predicted model, not a curated record. Lineage: Eukaryota; Metazoa; Arthropoda; Insecta; Lepidoptera; Bombycidae.